ACAAAAGACAGCUGAUCUUGACAUUGUAAAUAAUUCAGAUUUGCUAGGUUAGUUUUGCGAUAACGAAAAAAAAAACAAUAGAAAAAUGUCGAAAAUAAUAUUGAACGCAAUUAAAAAUUCACGUAAUAUUAGCAAUAAUAUUAAUAAAAUAACUAGCAGCAAUGUUGUUACAAAACGUUACUUAAUGCAGAAUAUCUGGAGUAAUACAACACAGCAUACAGCUAAGUUAUUGGAUUCGCCUAAAAAUGUGGGAAUUUUACAAAAUAUCCAAAGAUCUAUGUUUAUACAAACACAAGAUACCCCAAAUCCAGACAGUUUGAAAUUUUUACCGGGUGUCGAGGUGUUGGGUAAGGGAAGUACCUAUGAUUUUCCUUCUGUAUCGGCGGCCUACUGCAGUCCCUUGGCUAAACUUUUGUUUCGGAUUGAGGGUGUGCGUGCUGUAUUUUUUGGAGCUGAUUUUAUCACUAUUUCCAAGCAAGAGGAUGCUGAAUGGGGUGUUAUAAAACCUGAAGUUUUUGCUGUUGUUAUGGAUUUCUUUGCUAGUGGCUUGCCUAUUUUAAAUGAAGCCAAACCAAAUACCGAUACACAAAUUGAAGAUGACGAUGAUGAUGUUGUCAUGAUGAUAAAAGAACUAUUGGACAGUCGUAUACGACCCACCGUACAGGAAGAUGGUGGCGAUAUUAUAUUCAUGGGCUAUGAGGAAGGCAUUGUAAAGUUGAAAAUGCAAGGCUCUUGUUCGUCUUGCCCCAGUUCAAUUGUCACCUUAAAGAAUGGUGUAGAAAAUAUGCUACAGUUUUAUAUCCCUGAAGUUCAGGGUGUCGAACAAGUAUUCGAUGAGGUGGACAAAAUUAUUGAUAAGGAAUUUGACAAGUUUGAAAAAAAUCUAAAGGUUAAAGAGGAAACUGUUGGCGCAACUGAAACCAAACAAUAGAAUGUUUAAGAAUUAUUAUUAAAUUGUUGUUAUAUAAGAUAAUGGUAGCAAAAUAAAAUAAAUGUUAUAGA
This is a messenger RNA of Calliphora vicina (urban bluebottle blowfly), 1002 nucleotides long. Its product is annotated as NFU1 iron-sulfur cluster scaffold homolog, mitochondrial-like. Gene Ontology annotation, molecular function: iron ion binding; 4 iron, 4 sulfur cluster binding. Gene Ontology annotation, cellular component: mitochondrion. The record is from RefSeq and is a predicted model, not a curated record. Gene Ontology annotation, biological process: iron-sulfur cluster assembly. Bases 86 to 931 code for a protein of 281 amino acids. NCBI's taxonomy places the organism in Eukaryota, Metazoa, Arthropoda, Insecta, Diptera, Calliphoridae. The transcript is spliced from 3 exons.